AGGAGGUGUGUGGGGGUUACUUAGCAGCGCGCUCCCCCUGUUCUUCACACUCCGCGCUGGAGCUGUGAGCAUCUGGGAGGGCGCAGAGACAGAGAAGGAGGAGGAGAACAGACGACCAGAAUGGGAGAAGCCGGAGGGACUGAGGCGCAGGCGGAUGCGCGCGCGCAUCUCAACGAGGAGCAGAUCGCAGAGUUCAAGGCGGCCUUCGACAUGUUCGACGCGGAUGGCGGCGGCGACAUCAGCACCAGUGAGCUGGGCAAGGUGAUGAAGCUGCUUGGCCAAACCCCGACCAAGGAGGAGUUGGACGCCAUCAUCGAGGAAGUGGACGAGGACGGCAGUGGGACGAUCGACUUCGAAGAGUUCCUGGUGAUGAUGGUGCGCCAGAUGAAGGAGGAGUCCGCCGGCCAAACAGAGGAGCAGCUGGCCGAGGCUUUCCGCAUCCUCGACAGGAACAGCGACGGCUACAUUGACCGCGAUGAGCUCAAGGAGAUCCUGAUGAGCACGGGGGAGAACGUCUCAGAGAUGGAGAUGGACGAGCUGAUGAAGGACGGCGACAAAAAUGGCGACGGCCGCCUGGACUUUGAUGAGUUCCUCAAGAUGAUGGAGGGCAUCUCGGUACCUUAAGGGAACCACCAGCCGGCACCCCUCCUGCCCACCACCACACCCACUCAGCAGCACCAGUGACUAUGGUUCCACAAUUUUACCUGCUUUUUCUAUAUAUAUUUUUGGGGAUUUUACACGAAUUACAUCUCAGCUACUGCUGCUGGUGUCAUGGCACAGUUGCGAAUGUCCUGUCCUGGCCUCAUGUUUCACUGACGACAGAUUUCGGAAAAAUAAAAACGUUGUACCACC
Molecule: messenger RNA, 852 nt
Organism: Lethenteron reissneri (Far Eastern brook lamprey)
Lineage: Eukaryota; Metazoa; Chordata; Hyperoartia; Petromyzontiformes; Petromyzontidae
Gene: TNNC2
Product: troponin C2, fast skeletal type
Cellular component (GO): myosin II complex
Molecular function (GO): calcium ion binding
Source: RefSeq, a predicted model, not a curated record